Molecule: messenger RNA, 721 nt
Organism: Lolium perenne
Lineage: Eukaryota; Viridiplantae; Streptophyta; Magnoliopsida; Poales; Poaceae
Source: RefSeq, a predicted model, not a curated record
CCAAACUCCUCUUGGCCGGCAUGGCGUCUCCCAAACCUCCUCCUAAUUAUCCCAUCUGAUCGGAAACUAUAAAAGCAUCGAUCGCAUGCCUCGAUUGAGCAUCCCCGCUUACCAGGACAUAAUACUAUCUACCAUCAUCAAGCCAUAAACCUCACUGACCGUACUAGCUAGUAGCUACGUAGCACAGAAAUCCAGCAACAAUGGCUCUAUCUGCUGCCUGGAGAAGGAAGAACAUCACGAUCGAAGCCGCCGUCCAGAGCGGCCGGUACUUCGUCCUCGCCGGAACUGGCGACGGCGGGAGGACCCCGAAGGGGUACGUUCCGAUAGUGCUGGUCGGCGACGGAGACGGCGAGGUGGGACGCGUCGGCGAGGAGGAGAGGGUCCUGGUGCACGUCGCGACGCUCAAGGAGCCCUGCAUGGAGGGGCUGCUGGAGAUGGCCGCGCAGCAGUUCGGGUGCGGCCAGCAGGGCGUGCUCAGGAUCCCCUGCGACGCACGGCAGUUCCACCAGAUGAUGGUUAGCGUACACAGCAAAUCCAGAUAAACUAUGAUCUGCUUAGUUGCACUUGCAUCAGAAAUUCGGAACGUUUCUCUCGGUUUCCUGGUUUUGUGUCCGGUGAUAUAUAUAGAUAGAUAUGAAUAUAUGUAUGUGGCUACUGGCUAGCCAGGGCCCAGCUCAAUUCGUUGGUGAAAAUGAGUACUGAAUGUUAAGGAUUUACCCUU